CCGCUCCGCGGAGAAUUGUCGAGCAGAACGCGUUGGUCCGUUUGGAAGAAAUCACGUUCUGCGACUGUGAGACUCUCGCGCGACGAACAUGUGCCGGGACAAUGAGAGCUUCUGGUGGCGAUAGGCCGGGACCCGAGAAUGGCGAGUGCCCCUCGAUAGGGCCUUGGUGUUUAGUGCAAAGUGCUCUUUGGUGCCCUCGCGAUGGCCGCGGUGAAGAAGUGCAGUUUGAUCCUGCCGGGGUUUAGAACCACCUCCUGCCUCACCGUGGUGCUGCUGGUCUGCAUGGAGACCAUCUUCCUGUGCACGCAUUCCACCUGCUCGAAGACGUUCCACGUCCACUGGAACACCAGCGAUAGCAUAUUUCGUAUCGACAACACUGACCACAUCAUCGACGUAAAUAGGGGCAACGCCCAAUUUGAAUACGACCAAGUGAAUAUCAUCUGCCCGGUGUACACACCGGGAACUUACGGGGACGAUCUCGAAAAAUACAUUAUCUACAACGUGUCAAAGGAGGAGUACGAGACGUGCCGAAUCACGAACCCUAAUCCCAGGAUCAUCGCCAUUUGUGACAAACCGUACAAACUGAUGUACUUCACGAUCACAUUUAGGCCCUUCACACCUCAACCUGGCGGACUAGAAUUCUUGCCCGGCAAGGAUUACUAUUUUAUAUCGACGUCGUCCAAAGACGACCUCCAUCGGCGAAUCGGGGGGCGCUGCACUACGAACAACAUGAAAAUCGUCUUCAAAGUGUGCUGCGCCCCUGACCUCAGCCAAAACAAUUUCACGACUAAAUUAACAUCGACUUCUUCAACGACGCUGGGAUGGCCCGACGUGCACCGACCGGCAGUGGAGGUGACGUCGUCGUCCACCACGCAAUGGGUAGCCAGGACGGAUGCACCAUCCACUAGGAAACCUACAAAGAAAAUGAACGAGUACGAGAAGCAUCCGAACGAGGUGAUGAAGAACGAAGAGUUGACGUACAGCAAGGGAGUUUGGUUGUCGGCGGGUCCUCCAAGUUUUCUAGUAGUCAUUGCUUGUAUAGCCGUCAUUCGAUGGCGGUGAGCUAAAAGACGGGGACGGGAGCGGGGACUGGUCUCUAGCUCUACGUUCACACAUGUUGACACUUAUCUGUAAAAUACUGUAAAUUAUUACAUGACGUGUCCGCGAGUGCGUGAAAAACGGCGACACUCUAAAUAGUUUUGUUUAUAAGACUCUUGCGCAUAAAAGCCAAUUUUUGUAGAUAAAAAUAGUGCGUUAAUUUAAGUGCUACGAAUUUUUUUUCAGCGCAAAGCUGGUGUGAUAAAAGUAUUAAAAGACUCAAAGAGACUUUUCUAUCUAAUUACUUCUCGCAGCCACGUAAAAUAAUUGUGCAAUUUUAAUUUUUAUCAACUAAAAGCGGUCUAGCUUCUUCUCCGAAACGCGAGUAGUAAUUAGAUGUGUUCGUAUGUGUACAUAAAAGUGAUAUUAUUGUCAUUGAAACGCUUCUUGUAGUCCUUAAUAAUUCCCAAAAAUCCGACUGAAACACUUAAAAGUUUGGGAAUUGCAAAUGAUGGUAAUAACGACAUCGAUUUUUGUCCGCAGUCGAAACGUAUGAUGAGUUUUGUUUUAUUUUACUCUCGUUACCAAUUUACGGAAGGUGUUAUUUGGUUCUUCCACUCUUCAAGUACUUAACUACUUAACUUACAUUCCCACUAAUUUUAGGUUUUGUUUACUCAAUUUACAUACUUCGAGGUCUAAAUUUGUUUUAUCCGAGCUUUUGGGUGUGUCUGUCCUAAAGUGUAUUUUAUUAUACAUCAGAUAGUUAGUGUGUGUCGUUUAGCAAAGACUUGUAUAAAGUGUAGAGCGUACGUGUUAUAAAUAUUAUAAAAUUGUAUGUUCAUUUAAUGGAUGAAAUAUUUUGUACUUCUCUUAAAAAUUGUGUAAACAAUGCAGUGUAAAAGUAAAUGGUUGUCUGAUCAGAAUUGUCAGAGCUCUACAGUAGUUCAUAUGAAACAUCAGUGUAGGAUGUCGAUGACGUAUGUAUAUCGCCAUCUCAAUUGUUGGGGCCAACCGAAAAUUACCAAAUCAAGUGCUCCAAUGCUUUAAACAAUGAACCCGCACUUGAUUCGAGUAAUUUCACGAAUCUAUAAUAGUUUCUUCACAGUAUUAUAUUUCAUUGUGCUUUUCCUUAUGCAAUAAGUUUUGUGUUGUACCAUUCAUGUUUUCAUAUCCUUGGUGUCUAUCUAAUUUACCUCACGUUAACAUGGGUGCAUUACUAAUAGCACUUGUUAUCAAGCCAGUAUUUAUUUUACUCUACUUAACAACAUUACCAUUUCCCGAAACCAUCCAUCGUGCAUCUAUCAUUCGAGCGUAAUUUUUAUAAACGUUUAACCCGAUGUCAUGUUGUGAAGCAUCCAAAACCCAUAUAACCCGAUGCUUACAAAAUAUUAAUGUAUCGAUAAAAACUUACCGACUAAAUUGAAAAUGAUUCAUCCAGUAUAAAAUAUCUCUUCAUGAUGCCUUGUUGUAUUUAUGUCGCUGAUAAUUUAAAAACGUCGAUCUCAGACCAGAGAAAUAUUUUGUUAAUUAAACAACAACUCGCCACGUGAAUCUUUCGUCCACUUACAAAUCGGCGUUUUUAACUUAUCUGUGAAAUUAUAUGGACUAGAAGUAGGACUGUAGAGGCACUGAGAAUAAACAGGUACACAAAGUAAA
This is a messenger RNA of Zophobas morio, 2694 nucleotides long. Its product is annotated as ephrin-B2-like. Gene Ontology annotation, molecular function: ephrin receptor binding. The coding region runs from base 202 to 1062 and encodes 286 amino acids. Gene Ontology annotation, biological process: ephrin receptor signaling pathway; axon guidance. The record is from RefSeq and is a predicted model, not a curated record. NCBI's taxonomy places the organism in Eukaryota, Metazoa, Arthropoda, Insecta, Coleoptera, Tenebrionidae. Gene Ontology annotation, cellular component: plasma membrane. The transcript has 4 exons.